Melozone crissalis (California towhee) is the source of this 1954-nucleotide messenger RNA. It is a transcript of the gene FZD7, whose product is annotated as frizzled class receptor 7. Lineage: Eukaryota; Metazoa; Chordata; Aves; Passeriformes; Passerellidae. Gene Ontology annotation, cellular component: plasma membrane. Bases 96 to 1817 code for a protein of 573 amino acids. Gene Ontology annotation, biological process: non-canonical Wnt signaling pathway; canonical Wnt signaling pathway. Gene Ontology annotation, molecular function: Wnt receptor activity; Wnt-protein binding. The transcript has a single exon. The record is from RefSeq and is a predicted model, not a curated record.
GCCUCCGCCCUCUGGUCGCUGAUGCCCCUGGGGCGCCGCGCCGGCCGGCUCUGAAAGACUCCCCGAGGCUCCUCAGGCCCCCGGCCGCCCCGGCGAUGCAGGCUGGACGAGAAUGCGGCGGAGCGGCUGCCGCCGGCUGCCCCUUGCUGGGGCUGGCCGCGCUGCUGGCCGCGCUGCUGGGGACCCCCGCGGGUGCCACGGCGCAGCAGUACCACGGCGAGAAGGGCAUCUCCGUGCCGGACCACGGUUUCUGCCAACCCAUCUCCAUCCCGCUCUGCACGGAUAUCGCCUACAACCAGACCAUCCUGCCCAACCUGCUGGGCCACACCAACCAGGAGGACGCAGGGCUGGAGGUGCACCAGUUCUACCCGCUGGUCAAGGUGCAGUGCUCGCCCGAGCUGAAGUUCUUCCUCUGUUCCAUGUACGCGCCGGUGUGCACCGUGCUGGAGCAGGCCAUCCCACCCUGCCGCUCCCUCUGCGAGCGGGCCCGUCAGGGCUGCGAGGCCCUCAUGAACAAGUUCGGCUUCCAGUGGCCAGAGCGGCUCCGCUGCGAGAACUUCCCCGUUCACGGUGCGGGUGAGAUCUGCGUGGGGCAGAACACGUCGGAUGCCCCACCAGGACCUGGUGGUGCGGCGGGUCGGGGGAUCACUGCCCACCCCACAGCUGGCUACCUCCCUGACUUUCUUACCCCACCACAGCCACCCUCUGGCUUCUCCUUCUCUUGCCCGCGGCAGCUCAAAGUGCCCUCCUACUUGGGCUACCGGUUUCUGGGGGAGCGGGACUGCGGAGCCCCCUGUGAGCCAGCCCGGCCCAAUGGGCUCAUGUACUUCAAGGAGGCAGAGGUGCGAUUUGCCCGGCUGUGGGUGGGCGUGUGGUCUGUGCUUUGCUGCGCCUCCACCCUCUUCACCGUUCUCACCUACCUGGUAGACAUGCGUCGUUUCAGCUACCCGGAGAGGCCCAUCAUCUUCCUCUCGGGCUGCUACUUCAUGGUCGCCGUGGCCUACGCAGCAGGCUUUUUGCUGGAGGAGCGGGUGGUGUGUCUAGAGCGCUUCUCUGAGGAUGGCUACCGCACUGUGGCCCAAGGUACCAAGAAAGAAGGCUGCACCAUCCUCUUCAUGAUCCUUUACUUCUUCGGCAUGGCUAGCUCCAUCUGGUGGGUCAUCCUGUCCCUCACCUGGUUCCUGGCUGCUGGCAUGAAGUGGGGCCAUGAGGCCAUUGAGGCCAACUCCCAGUAUUUUCAUCUGGCCGCCUGGGCCGUGCCCGCUGUCAAAACCAUCACCAUCUUGGCCAUGGGGCAGGUGGAUGGGGAUGUACUCAGUGGGGUGUGUUACGUAGGUAUCUACAGUGUGGACUCGCUGAGGGGCUUUGUGCUGGCGCCUUUGUUUGUGUAUCUCUUCAUUGGCACUUCCUUCUUGCUGGCUGGCUUUGUGUCCUUGUUUCGCAUCCGCACCAUCAUGAAGCAUGAUGGCACCAAGACGGAGAAACUGGAGAAGCUGAUGGUGCGCAUUGGUGUCUUCAGUGUCCUCUACACGGUGCCUGCCACCAUUGUCCUGGCAUGUUACUUCUACGAGCAGGCCUUCCGUGGCACCUGGGAGAAGACGUGGCUCCUCCAGACCUGCAAAACGUACGCGGUUCCCUGUCCCAGCCACUUUGCCCCUAUGAGCCCAGACUUCACUGUCUUCAUGAUCAAGUACCUCAUGACCAUGAUUGUUGGGAUCACGACUGGCUUCUGGAUUUGGUCUGGCAAAACCCUUCAGUCCUGGCGACGCUUCUACCACAGACUCAGUACCGGCAGCAAAGGCGAGACGGCAGUAUGAGACCCCCGUCCCCUCUGGCACACACACUCACACAUGCACACACGCAGAGGAUACUCAGCAUAGGGCUAGGGCAAUGGUUCCCUGAAGAGGGAGGAAGGGAGGCUUUUCCAAACUUUUUCUUCCUCACAGAAAGUUCG